UGAUAUCUAACUUAAACGGUGUACAUACUUCAACGGUGUGCAUAUAGACAUUAUCGUUUGUUAGGUCAGAUACGUUCAGUUUAAACAUGUUGAAAAGUGGGUGGAGCUUUACUCUACUUUCGAUUUUAAAUGAGAGAAAUUCGACGAUGAAUCCAAAGGAGAACAAUUGCGAUUCCUGUUUAAAAGAGGACAUUAAAGUCAAUUCUAUUGUCUACUGCUAUGAUUGUUCAGAAAAGCAAUUGUACAUAUUAGUCGUAUAGAUAAAUGGCAACAGCAAAUAAAGUUUUUGUUCGUGAGGAUUACUUUUAUUGUAGCAUAUGUUUGGAGAUAUUUAACACACCCAGGACAUUACCAUGUUUACAUACAUUCUGUCAUUCAUGUUUAGAGGGAUAUAUCCAAAAGAUUCUAGAUAAACCUGGCAAGCAGAAGUUGUUUUGUCCUGUUUAUAGGGCAGAUACGAAAACCGAUAACCUUCAGUUUAAACAUGUUGAAAAGUGGGUGGAGAAUUUACCAAUAAACUUUACUCUACUUUCGAUUUUAAAUGAGAGAAAUUCGACGAUGAAUCCAAAGGAGAACAAUUGCGAUCCCUGUUUAAGAGAGGAAAUUAAAGUCAAGGCUAUUGUUUACUGCUAUGAUUGUUCAGAAAAGUUGUGCGAAGAAUGUAAAAGACACCAUAAGAAAAGUAAACUAUCAUCCAAUCAUAAAUUGAUUGACGCUUCAGAGGUAUGUGGUGACUUUGAUCUAACAGAAUUGGACUAUUUCGCAAACCUUUCAAAAUGUCCAAAACAUGGUUCUGCGUAUGUGAAGUACCUCUGCAAAGAUCAUGAUCAACUCUGUUGUAGUGAAUGUGCAAUAGUUACACACAGGAAGUGUGAAGAGUUGGUCUCGCUUGCUGAUGAAGUGAAUGGCAACGAAGAAGAAAAUGGUGAAUCUGACAUACAAAAGAGACUUGAGGUUGUGGGUGAUCACACAUACAAAUUGAUUGACUACGAGAAAAAGUUCAUCUCAGAUCUGAACGCAAAAGAAACCGAAGUCAAGAGCUGUCUGAAGGAUUUUAAAGCAAACUUAGACGACGCCUACAACAAACUUGAGAAGAGAAUUCUGUCAGAAAUGUCAACAAGAAAAUUGGCAUUAACAAAAGCCAGUUCUUUACAGAAAGAGUCAGCAGAAAGGCUGAAAGAUGAUAUUAGGCAAUCUGUUGAAAAGAUGAAGAAAGCAUCCGAGUUGGGAACAGCGAGGCACAUUUUCCUGCUUGAAAGAGAAAUGGCGAAAGAUAUCAAAGUGUUUGAGGAAACAUUUACAGGACUUCAACUACAAACAAGCAAAUCUUUACUAACCAUAGCUGAGACUAGUCCACUACAAGAAGCUGUUAAAACUGUUCAUGACCUCUUCAAAGUAGAAGAAAUGAUAACAGAAUCACUCCCAUUUUUGAUGGCGAGAGCGAGAGAUUUCAAAGAUAGAAAAAUGACUUUAAUGAAAGAAUUUGACCUACAAACGCAGCCCCGAUAUUGUCUAUGGAUGGAAAAUUCUAUCGUAGUAGCUUUUUAUUGUAGUGAGACAAUAUUCGCAUAUAAUUCUGAAUAUGGUUCAGUUUUUAGUUUUAUCAUUUUUCAAAUGUUCUUCUUUACCGUCGAGUUUAGCAUCUUUAGAAAACGGUGAAUUUGCUGUUGCAUUGCCAGUGUUGAACAAAAUUGAUAUACUGAAGAUUCACGAGAAUCAGAUGUCCUACGUUAGACUGUUGGUGAAUUCGAAGUCAGACAUGAUCGCAUACAACAGAUGGAAUAACAAUUGCUGGCAAUGUCAAGAUCGGAAGGCGCGAUAAGAAAAUUUACUCUUGAAGGUAGAAAUGCUGGCGAAAUUAAGAUGAGCAGUAUAAGUAGUAAUGACAUAGGGAACACCUAUAACAUUUACUUUGAUAACGAAUACAAUCGCAUUUAUAUUUCAUUACAUGGUUCUUGCCGACUACUUUGCGUUGAUCCAUCCGGAAAAUUGGUGUUUCAGAAUGAAAUUCAAUAUCCAUGGUCUGUUAUAACAGACACUCAAGGGAAUGCGUAUGUUGCAAGUUACUCUAGUAAUUGUAUCCAACAAUUUAGUCGUAAGGGACAAUUGCUGAAGGAGAUUGUCUCAGCGGAUAGUGUCAGAUGUCCGAUGGCUACGUCAUUCAAUAACCAAAUGAACAGAAUGGUUAUAACGUGUGAUAGUUCACCAAAAACAAUGCAGAUAUAUCAGUUUGAAUAGAACUUGAUGUUGUGAACCUUGUUUAACAGGAGUAAAUUGGUAUCAGAGCUAGUAUCUGCUAGUAGGACUGUUCACCAAACUUGUUUAUGAUGAAUACGAAUAUAUGUAAUGUUCAAACUUAUACCCCACAUGUAAGCAUUAAACAUUGUCAAGGUCGUACAAGACGAUUUUUUAAGUUAAUGGAAAGAUUAAGACUAGCGACAAAUUCUGUCACAUCAGUUGCAUUGCAAUGACUGUACUAGGGAACCACUAUUCCAAGUUUAACUGUCCUUAGGUCAGCUAUAGUAGACAAAAUGAACUGACAGUAGUCCCUGUGAUUCUUUGCUGAUCUGAAAGUUAUUUUAAUGCAUAUUCCAUUUACUGAUUUGUAUUAAUUUGUGGCUUGCAGAAAAGUAGUUGGAAUUGAAAGACUUCAACAAGACAGACUUUCUUAACAAUCACUUCUUAUUGACUAAAAGCUUAAACGAUGACAUGACGAAAUUAUUGAAGUGAACUUGUCGCUUGCAUGAUCAUUCUUGCUGAGUUGAAGAUUUUAUUUACCUAUGCUUUUUAAUAGUUUGGUAUGUAUAGCAAUAAAUGUAUAUCCUAAAUAAGUGACUCCAUGCUGCACCUUAAAGUAAUAUUUUGUCAUAUGAACAUAUAUCAAUUGAAGACAGUAAACAGUUCAACGUAUUUUCAUUGACUUUAUUAUAAUCCGAAAUCCUUCC
Messenger RNA from Mercenaria mercenaria, 2945 nucleotides. RefSeq names its product tripartite motif-containing protein 45-like. Gene Ontology annotation, cellular component: nucleoplasm; chromatin. The transcript has a single exon. NCBI's taxonomy places the organism in Eukaryota, Metazoa, Mollusca, Bivalvia, Venerida, Veneridae. The record is from RefSeq and is a predicted model, not a curated record. Gene Ontology annotation, molecular function: zinc ion binding; ubiquitin-protein transferase activity. Bases 265 to 1659 code for a protein of 464 amino acids. Gene Ontology annotation, biological process: positive regulation of DNA-templated transcription.